Messenger RNA from Chionomys nivalis (European snow vole), 1900 nucleotides. It is a transcript of the gene Avpi1, whose product is annotated as arginine vasopressin induced 1. The record is from RefSeq and is a predicted model, not a curated record. Bases 240 to 665 code for a protein of 141 amino acids. NCBI's taxonomy places the organism in Eukaryota, Metazoa, Chordata, Mammalia, Rodentia, Cricetidae. The transcript has 4 exons.
AUCUCAGCAUUCGGUUUGGGAAGGUUGGCUCCGCUGCUCGCUGCAAGACUGUGGCCGAGGAUUGGCUGUUGAGGAGCUCAGAGCACUUUCUCUGGGGAACUGUGGCUGCGAUCCAGGUGGCUCCGGCCAGGCUCCCGGCUGCGAUCUGCCCGCCUCGGGAAGCCAAGGCAACCAGGUAAAAAUAUAGCUUUUGUGAUUCUAUCUGGAUGUCUUCUGUGGAUUUACCGUAGAGCACCGCGAUGGGGACCCCAGCUUCAGUGGUGAGCGAGCCACCCUUGUGGCAGGUUUCAACUGAGGCCCGGGGCCGCAAGCAGGCCUCUGCUAACAUCUUCCAGGAUGCUGAGCUGGUGCAGAUCCAGGGCCUGUUCCAGCGCAGUGGGGACCAGCUGGCUGAAGAACGGGCCCAGAUCAUCUGGGAAUGUGCAGGGGAUCACCGCGUAGCUGAGGCCCUGAGGAGACUGCGCAGGAAAAGGCCCCCAAGGCAGAACCACUGCAGCCGCCUGAGAGCACCAGAGCCUGGUUCGAUAGUGGCCGACCCGCCUGACAGUGCCACUGGCACAGCGUCAAGUGAGCAGCUUGGGAACUCCCGGAGGACAAGUGCCAGAGUCCACCGAAACUGGAAUAAGCCAGGUCCCACAGGUUACCUCCACCAGAUCAGACACUGACCCAGUGAAGGGGUGGGGAAGGCCUCCCCAGAUACUGCAGGGACUUUUGCCAAAGGGCUUAUGGAGUUGCAAGAAGGUCUGAGCAGGACCCUGUCUAGGUAGUGAAAGCAGUAAUAAGAAUGUCGUCCUCGGUUCAGACCAGAACCAGCAUCCACUGGACUCUGCACCAUGUGGAACCUGCUCUUCUCAGUGAGGUGAUAACGAGGCUGCUCAUGCCUCAGACCUAACAGUACAGCUGGGCUGCAUGGCAUCCCCCUGGGAUAAAGGUGUGCUCAGAUGCAGCAUCUCACCAUUUCUGCCACUAACUGCCAGUUACUGUCACCAUGCAGCAGCCAGUUGUCUCACUCCCUUGUGCUAUAGGCCAGUGCAAAGGGAAAACUUGUUUAUGUGGAAAAUAAAAACAUUUACUUCAAGAAUUCUGUGAGUCUGUUACAGAAGGGGAGAAUUCCAAAAUAGACUUGAGCCAGGCAGGAAAGGACAGGAUAUCCCCAGGAGAUAAAUCUGGGCUGGAUGCUUGUAUUGUACUUUCUCAACCCUUAGCCCUGGAGAUCCCAGUACUACAACUUCAUCUUCCAGAGGUGGGAAGUUAUAAGGAAAAAAUGGGAUGUCUGCACUUGGGUACUGGGUCCUUGCUUGUUGGGAGGAGCAUCUCUCAGAAGGCACCAUCAAGGGCCAACCAUACUGAGGUUGGAUGGCACAGGACUAAUCAAUCGUCUUACACACUGGCACUAUGGCCUGGUAACCUAGAGGUGAAGGGCUUUUCCUAUUCUAAACUAUGUGCUCAUCAGCCUUCCCCCUCCCCGCCAACCCAUACCCUCAGGGACAGUGGUUACCUGUAUGGCAAGACUGCCCUCUGCUGGCCAAGCAGAAAAGCCAACCUCUCAAAAUUCACCUCUACCACUAGUGGCUCUCAACCAUCCUAGUGCUGCGACCCCUUAAAUAGUUCAUGUUGUGCUGACCCCAACCAUAAAACUCUUUCCGUUACUACUGACUGUAUUUGCUACUUCCGUGAAUCGUAAUGUAAAUAUCUGUUUUCUUUUUUUCGAGACAGGGUUUCUCUGUAGCUUUUGUUGCCUGUCCUGGAACUAGCUCUUGUAGACCAGGCUGGCCUCGAACUCAGAGAUCUGCCUGCCUCUGCCUCCCAAGUGCUGGGAUUAAAGGCGUGCGCCACCACCGCCCGGCUAAAUAUCUGUUUUCUGAUGGUCUUAGGCAACUCCUAUGAAUGGGUCAUUUGA